ACCAUUUAUUCCUCGUUCCUUAGUAGUAUUCGCCGAUCCGUUGCAUUCCUUGUAUCCUUCCUUGUUCGCUCGCGGAUUCCGUUCUGUUUUUUCCUCUUUUUCUCUAGGCGCGACUACGCCCGACUAGGAGCGACGCCAUGGGCCAGUGUCGUGGAUCCCCGUGGUGACGACAUCCAGUUCGCGUUCUCUUCGUAUAGCGUCGUAUAACGUCGCAUAGCGUCGCGUGGUUUCGCAGUGCGUCGCGCUCGUCGCCAUGCCGAGCUUCCUGUCGUCGUCGCAGCUUCAGUCGCACCGCUCGGCGUCGUCGCUACCCACCACCGGUAUCCUCCGAUCCGCGGGAUGGGACGACAGCGGCGACAAGCUCGAGGAGGCGAAGCGACGCCUGCUGAAGAAGCUCCGGGGCCAGGAGUACCUUCUGGCUAGGGUGACCGCCGGUCGUCUCUCUCUCCCCGAUGGCGGAGCGAAGCUAUCAGCGCAGGUCAGCACGCUGCAGUCGCAGCUGGCCCACGUGGACACCCUCCUAGCGGCGCUCAGGCGGCAGCAGGCGGACGGGGACGAGGAGGAGGAGGCGGACAGUGCAAGUGCAAGCGUGGCCGUCAGGGGUUCAGGGGGCGGCCAGGGGUGCGCGGGUCGUGGUGAAACCGCUGAUGGCCGUGCCGGUCGUGGUGGUGGCCGUGCCGGUCGUGGUGGUGGCCGUGCCGGUCGUGGUGGUGGCCGUGCCGGUCGUGGUGGUGGCCGUGCCGGUCGUGGUGGUGGCCGUGCCGGUCGUGGUGGUGGCCGUGCCGGUCGUGGUGGUGGCCGUGCCGGUCGUGGUCCUCGGGCCGGUGCUGCUGGUGAUGGUGAUGGUGAUGGUGAUGGUGGUGACCGUGGCGGUGUGAGGGGCACUGCCGCUGCUGCUGCGGCUGGUGAUGGUGGUGGAGAGGCGGCGAUGGGAAGGGUGGUGGAGGAUGGUGCAGAUUCGACGAGUCGUGUGGCGAGGCAAGGGGAUGGGAAGAUGGAUAGGGAAGGUGGAAUGGCAGGGGACGGUGGGAUGGCAGGUGAAGGCCGGAUGGUACAAGUGGUGGAAGGGGUGGGGGAUAGCGCAGGACUGCUUUUAACUGCUGCUGUUGCACCAACUGUUACAGUUGCACCCCUUACUGGCGCUGCACCUGCUGUUACCGAGACCACUGCUGCCGCAUCAGCAGGAGCCGAGUCACAAGGAGCGAAGCGGAGUACACAGCAAGGCGCACAGGCAGCCACACAGCUGGGCGAGGGCUGGACCGGGCAGCUGUACACAUACAGAGACACAGGGGCAGACAGCGACAGGGACAGGGACAGCACGGGGUCACUCAGCACCGGGCCAUCCGUCUCUGCAUCCCUGGGACCAUCUGCCUCUGUGCGCACGCGCACGUCGUCCUUCCAGCCGUCCUGCUCGUCGGCCGCCAUGCGCCGCCUCUGGUCGCUGCACCGUGCCGUGGAAACCACGAUUGACGACCCGGCGCUGGAUGCUGCAGGCGUGGGGAGGGGGUUUGCAGGCCCUAAUGGCUCAGCAGUGGCAGCAGCAGCAGCAGCCGCAGGGGGGGAAGCUGCAGGAGGAGGGUCGAUGCAGCUGAUUUCAGGACGAUCAGGUGAAAUCUCAGGAGGUGUAGGGAGUGCAGGGAGUGCAGGCACAAGGGCGUCUCUCCCUCCGGGUUCCAGCGCCCCUAGAUUGGGGUCAGAUGGCCGGCUGUACCGUCUGCGCAAUGGUAGGCUGGAGCGCGUUGGGGCAGAUAAAGAGAUCUCGCCGGAAGCUGUUCGGGCAGCCCGGGAGAAGGUCCGGAGGGACAUGAGGUGGGAGGCGGAGCGUGCAGCUGCUCGGCUGGGCAGGGUGCUGAAGAUAGAUGAUAGUGGUGGCAUUGACCCUUCUGAAAAUGGCAGUGCGGGUGAGAAGGAGUACAGCAUUGAAUCAGAUAAGGUGAUGGCACAAGAAAGAGGAGCAGGGAAUGAUAAGGCUUUGGUGCAAGGGGGCGUGAAGAAAGAAAGCAGAGAGGAGCAGGAGGCUGGGAGUGUUCCUCAGGAUGAGGAAGUAUGCGGAGGUGGGUAUGCUGGUGAAGAGAGCAGCAUGGGUGGGCGGCAUGGGAGUUGUGGAGGCGUGAGGGUGAUGGCUGCGGCGGCACGGUCUGCUCAGCUUGAGGCGCCUCAAGAGGUGGCGGUGGCUACUGCUGCGCGAUGUGCUCGAGUGAUCUCGGUGCUGGAGGCAGCCCAGCUGCUGGCGGAGCAACGCACUCAACUCCGGGAAUACGAAGAGAAGAUUUUGGCAUCGUCACAAGGUGCAUGCGAUUCUAGAAAACCGCCAACGGCAAAGCCACCUCGUCACAAUGGAGCAAUGGUUCGAGAGGAUUCAGCAGAUGAGUUUGAGAACGACGAUGAUGCCUUGAGCUGUGACGAUGACGAUGAUAUUUGAUAACGAAGUCGAAACAUGCCUUUUUUAUUCUGCUGUACUGAGCUAGAGCGCGUGCAUGUGCAUGUGGACGGCCAGACGUCAGGGUGCUGCGGCGAUGCUAACAGCCCAUGCGGGUCAUUGCAGCUGGGGCUCUCAAUGCUCCCCCCAUCAGGCGGCUCCCUCCUGCUGUCGCCGGGCACCCACCGCCCUCCCUCUGCUGGCCUGCCUCUCGGUGGCCGAUCCAUCUCAAUCCUCGCUGCUCCUCCUCCUCCUUCCUCCACUUCCCCUUCUACUCCUCCUCCCACCAUCCCAACCAUUGACUGCACGGGGGAGCGUGUCUCACAGCCGUCUGCGUUCCAGCCACUGCCGUGCUGCCAUGUGGCACCGCGCAACUGGUCCUUGCAGGGAUAGCCAUGCAGAACGGCCGGAUAGGCGCGCCACGUGGCGGCUGCCUGUUGGUCGAGAACCAGGCCGUCCACGUCAGCAACAGCACCUUCUCUGGCUGCUCAGCAGUGAAUUACGGCGGCGCGAUUUCCGUCUCCAACGCGCCAGAUGUCACGCUUACAGGCGUCCAUGUCAGCACCUCAUCCGUCUCCUCGCUCUUAGGAGGCGGUGGGGGCGUGGCUCUAAGAAAUGUGACUGCAGCGAGUAUGGCUGAGUGCUGGUUCAAGGGGUGUGCAGCAAAGGCCAGCACUGGGGGAGGUGUCUUCUGUGAG
Closterium sp. NIES-67 is the source of this 3117-nucleotide messenger RNA. The record is from the annotation of a GenBank genome assembly. Lineage: Eukaryota; Viridiplantae; Streptophyta; Zygnematophyceae; Desmidiales; Closteriaceae.